AUGGACGUUCCGUCCAUUGCUUUUGGCUUCACGCUAGGUUUCGUCAUCCUCACCGGAAUGAAAAUUGGGCGACAGUCAAUGGCAAUGUACAAGCGAACAAAGAAGAUAUGGAAUCCCUAUCCAUGGAUGUGUUGGUCCGAAUUGAUCGUAAAUUUGGUUAUGGCUGUCCUUACAUGGUUGUUCUUGCACGAAGAUAUAAAAGGAUCUUUCGCAUUCUUUUUUAUCCUCGUAACAACCUGGGUUCUUCAAACCCAGCUACUCAUUCAGAUCAUUGCCAACCGAGUGGCACUCGUCAUGACAGACAAGCGAAAAGCUACAAAGCUCAAAUGGGCUUUAUUCGUCGCUGUUGGACUCAUCAAUAUCUCUGUCUACUGUAUAUGGAUUCCGGCCCGAAUGCAGAUAUCCCCCAUGUGGAUUCACCUAAACGAGAUCUGGGACCGUAUCGAGAAAGUCAUCUACCUCUUGAUUGACUUCGCUCUGAACGCAUAUUUCCUCUACCUAGUCAGGGCCAGAUUGAUCUCAAAGGGCCUAACCAAGUACACUCCGCUCUUCAAUUUCAACGCAAUCAUCAUCGUCGUCUCUCUAUCCAUGGAUGUCCUACUAAUCGGCAUGAUGUCCCUCCGAAAUACCUUCAUCUACGUGCAAUUCCACCCUGUAUCCUACAUCGUAAAACUCAACAUCGAAUGCUCCAUGGCCGACCUGAUAUCCAAGAUCGUACGCGGGAACGAGAGGACCGACGCCUUCCACUCCGGCAGCAAUUCAUACCCGACUGAGCUUGCGUCGCGCAGCGCGCACGGUACGAAAAUGGGGAACACGACGCAUACGACGACCAUUCGUGGGAAUCAUACUGCGCGGGGGGGAGAGGAAGAGAGUGAUAGUAGUCUUGAUGAGGAGAGGGGCGCAGCGGGGAUUAUGAAGACGGUUGCUACGACUGUUGUGCACGAUGCGGCGGAGAAGGAGGAUAGUAGGAGUGUGUCGAGUAGUACGGUCCAGUUGAAUGAUGAUUAUCAGGUCGGGGCGAAAUCUAGCUUCUAGAAUUGAAACGCCUAGAAUAGUAAUGAGAUGCUGCAAUCCACUAAUA
Molecule: messenger RNA, 1081 nt
Organism: Aaosphaeria arxii CBS 175.79
Lineage: Eukaryota; Fungi; Ascomycota; Dothideomycetes; Pleosporales
Exons: 3
Coding region: 1-1035 (344 amino acids)
Source: RefSeq, a predicted model, not a curated record